AUGGAUGUAUUAUAUUCAUUCAUACGAGUCGAUAAAAAACUUGACAGAUUAGCUCGAGAUAUUACUUUUACACAGUCUAUCAAUUUCGUAACAAUACUAUCAAAUGAACAUGAUAAUUCAAGAAACAAUUCAAUACUUAAUCGAUUCUGUCUUUUAACUUUACCUCGAAUUCAGCAAAAUAUUCAAUCUCUUACUCUUGAUUCGUUAUCAACAGAUCGUGUUCUUCGCAUUGGAAAUUAUUCGAAACUUCAUAAAUUUAGUCUUGUUAAUCUUCCAAUUGAAAUGGCAUGUCGUAUUUCCAAUGAUGAAUCAUCAUUAGUUUAUACUCUCAGUCAUCAAAUCUCACAUCUAACUGUUACGAUUAAUGUAGACGACAUAGCUCAACAUAUACGGGAAUUUUGGUAUAGUGAUUUAUUGUAUUCACCAAAAGCAUUUAUUGAUUUAGCAUCUAGAACAUGUUAUUCAUCAAAUAUUGUUCAUGUGAAUGUUAGGCUUAACGAUCUUAAUGAUUGUCUUUGUUUACUUAAUGGACAUCUUAGUCAAUUGCAUACAUUUAUUGUAGAAAUUGAUAUGAUUCGUAAAACAUUGAUGACUAUCAAUAAUACGAAAACUGUGUCUAAUUUACAAUGUUUCUCAUUGAUUUCAUUUCGUGAAACAAUUGAGUAUGAUAAUAAAAUUGUACCAUUGCUUCGUCAAAUGUCAAAAUUAGAAAAACUUACAGUAUCUCUUAUUGUUUAUCGUCGAAUUUCAUUCAUUGAUGGCAAUCAUCUAGUUAAUGAUAUUCUUAAUAAUAUGUCACAUCUCCAUACUUUCCAUAAGUUCUGCAGGGAGAAUAGUUGA
This is a messenger RNA of Rotaria sp. Silwood1, 840 nucleotides long. Lineage: Eukaryota; Metazoa; Rotifera; Eurotatoria; Philodinida; Philodinidae. The record is from the annotation of a GenBank genome assembly.